Messenger RNA from Letharia columbiana, 1452 nucleotides. RefSeq lists its product as uncharacterized. NCBI's taxonomy places the organism in Eukaryota, Fungi, Ascomycota, Lecanoromycetes, Lecanorales, Parmeliaceae. Bases 1 to 1452 code for a protein of 483 amino acids. The transcript is spliced from 3 exons. The record is from RefSeq and is a predicted model, not a curated record.
AUGAAGUUACGACCCAGAGUCAAAGUGCCCACCGAUAACAGCAAUACCAUGACCGCCACUGUUCCAGUCCUACCUUCAAACAUACUGCGACUGCAGACCCCUCCAAUCAGCGAGGUGAGCAACGCCGGAAGUACCGUUGCAGGAAAGAAACGUCUGUCCGAGCUUUCGUCGUCCAUCAUGAGUAUAUCCGAUCCCGAAGAGACUAUAGAUUCAGUGUCCCCUACGAAGAACAGGCACAGGCCGAAAAUCACUGUCCCAGCAGCUCCACUGACGAAGAGAAAUCUGGCCAAAUACCAGGAGGAGAUGACAUCUGCUGUGGAGAUGGCAUCCGAACAUGAACACUCGCCUCCACCGCCGACGACAAACACACGACUGACUCAAGCGAGAAACUACCUGAUGACCGAGGGCAUCAUUUACGACCCUAAAUUUGAAAGCCGGGGAUUGCAGAUUGCGGAGUUUCUGUAUAGCCAUAAACAUGGGAAAGACAAAUACGAGAUCCAGCUGCGCAAGGAGGUGGCACAGUUGCUUAAACACCAUAACUUCCAUGCGGCAGGAUCAUCGGAACAGCCGCCGCAACAUUGGCCAUCUAUGACAAGAAGUGAAGCUUCUACGCCUGUCAUGUCUCUUCCAGCAGAGGACGACCAAGAUCCAGAGGAGCAAGCAGAUCCAUUCGAAUGGAACAACAAACUCGACGACCUCACGGACAGGGUGACAAGGCGCCCAAGCGGCGGAAAAGAGGCCUUUGCAUUCUCUGAACUGCGAGAGCUGGCGCGGCCUCUGAACGGCGGCCGUUUACCAUCCCUAGGCAAAGCGCAGCGCCUCAUCAACGAGCAAAUGGUAAGGGAGAACCACGAGAAUAGGUCUUCGAACCAGACCGAUGACGACCGGCUUUGGGCGUUCGAAAAGUACCUACCGCCCGCGUCGAAGGAGAAGAAGUUCUCCCUGGACCGCUGGUCCGGCCACCCGCCAGGUCGCUCGAGAGCUGCUACGCUUAAGCUCGGAGAGGGCAAUCUCAUGCCGCAGGAGAUGAUGGAUAUCGAUUGGGACAGGGAUCGCGCUAAGCUGGAAGAAAGCUUGGUCGGCUAUGACGAUGUCGAUAGAGGCGAAGCGCAGCUGCUGCUUGCGGAAACGCCGCUUUUGCAGGCGCUCAUGAGUGAUCAGAUUGAGAGAGACCUUGCGCCAAGGUCGAAGAAAGGCGAAGGGAUAGAGCCGGUGGCGAGGAAGCCUGCUGUGCUGAUGACGGAGAAGUUCGCUCUGCCGAGGCCAGCCCAGUUCAGGAUCGAUGAGGCGGCAGAGAUAGCAAAGUCCCUGAACAUCCACCCCGACCCGCCCACCCCUUCGCCCCGGACGGCACUCUUUCUCAAACGCAAAUUCGAGCAGUGUUCGGAUUCCGAGUCCGAUGGAGACGAGGGAGAGGAGAGGCGACCUGGAGCCCCCGGUCGGCAGAGGUGA